Messenger RNA from Ipomoea nil (Japanese morning glory), 1847 nucleotides. Its product is annotated as phospho-N-acetylmuramoyl-pentapeptide-transferase homolog. The record is from RefSeq and is a predicted model, not a curated record. Gene Ontology annotation, biological process: cell wall macromolecule biosynthetic process; cell wall organization. Gene Ontology annotation, molecular function: phospho-N-acetylmuramoyl-pentapeptide-transferase activity. Gene Ontology annotation, cellular component: membrane. The transcript is spliced from 8 exons. Lineage: Eukaryota; Viridiplantae; Streptophyta; Magnoliopsida; Solanales; Convolvulaceae. The coding region runs from base 265 to 1827 and encodes 520 amino acids.
UGAAAGGACAUUUCCCAUUUCGUGUAGAAUCGUUCCGGAGAUUUCGAAGUGAAAGGUUUCAUUUCCCUCUAAAAUAUUUCUUCAGCUCAGAAUAUUCCUCUGCCGGUAACCCCUGUUUUUUGUUUGGUGCAUAUGCCUGUGAAUCUGUGAUUCAACUUCUCUAGAUACUCUAUACAUACCCUAUAUGUAAAUGCGCCGGCCGAUCUCCUUCAAUACUCGGAGCAUUUGAAACAAGAUUUUCCGGCCAAGCUAACAGUCGACAAUAUGCGAUCUCACACUUUAUCUGCCUCAAAUUUGGACGCGAAUUUCUCACGUCUAUGUUUCUCUCAAUCUGUUAAACGCUCUCCUCCUUCCAAGCCUUCCCGCUUCUGCGUUUCAUUUUUUCAAGAGAGCUUCACAGUAAGAUCUUGUUUCAACCUAAAGAUUCCUAGAGUUAAUUCUCAGCACUGUGAACUUUGUUGUCGGAAUAGGAUUGUGCCUGUUCGCCUCAUGGGUGAGGACUUUGAUUUUUCAACUGAUGACUGGGGGGAGAGUGAUGGGAUCAUUGGAUAUGGGGAUUAUGGGAUCUCAUCAAGUGAAGGUGAAGAAAGUGAUGGAGAAACUGUGUUACAACCAACGUCUGAUGUUGACUUGCCUACCACGAAGGAGAAAUCAUAUCCUGCUGAUGACUCCAUAACUGUAACUGCUCACAGGCUGACAAUGCUAGGCAGAACACGGAGGAGAAGAAAGAUUAGGCAUGGAAUCCUAAACAAUAUUGGUCUUGUGACAUUCUCAACAUUGCUGCUCUUCUUAGUGGACUGCUGUGCUUGGAAAGUAGUCAGAUUACCCUUGGCACCAUUCUUUAUGAUGCGCCCCUUUCUCAUAUCUGCAGUUGCAGUGUCUUGCGUAGGCUAUGUAUGUGUUCCAUUGUUUCGUACAUUAAGACUUCGCUCUCUAAUAAGGAGAGAGGGGCCUGCGCAACACUCUGCUAAGAAAGGCACCCCUACAAUGGGUGGAUUAUAUUUUAUACCCAUUGGUGUACUUGUUGCAGACAGUAUACUAGGAUUUUCUUCUGUGGAAGUUUUGGGAGCAUCUGUAGCAACUCUUGCAUUUGCUACAAUUGGAUUUCUUGAUGAUUUAGUAAGCCUCAAGAAUAACAACCGUGGUUUAUCUGCUUGGAUUAGAAUUCUCUUGGAGGUAGCUGUAGGAAUAUGGUUCUCCUUUUGGUUGAACACCACAGACAUAUCAUCACCUUACAGCAUGAAAGCAGUGGUUCCUCUGCCUGCACCCCUUGGUCUGGUCUGCCUGGGAAGGUUUUAUCCAAUCCUGACUUGUUUUUGCUUUACUUCCAUGGCAAAUGGAGUUAAUCUUACAGAUGGUCUUGAUGGAUUGGCUGGUGGUACUGCUGCAUUGGCAUUUAUUGGAAUGUCAAUUGCAGUCCUUCCAAUAUGUCCUGAUGUCGCGAUAUUUGGAGCAUCAAUUGCAGGAGCUUGUGUUGGUUUUCUUAUGCAUAAUCGCUACAGAGCAUCAAUAUUCAUGGGGGAUACUGGAUCUUUGGCCAUCGGGGGAGCCCUAGCUUCUAUGGCUGCUGUUACUGGAAUGUUCUUCCCAUUGUUUAUUGCAUCUGGAAUCUUUGUUGUGGAAGCGCUAUCUGUUGUGCUACAGGUGUCAUUCUUCAAGGCAAGCCGAAAGUUUGUUGGAAAUGGGCAGCGUUUGUUUCGGAUGGCACCAUUUCAUCACCACCUGGAAUUGUGUGGGUUGCGAGAACCGGUUAUUGUGGCCGGAGCAUACAUUGUUUCAUGCAUCUUAGGCUUGUAUGCGGGAUAUGUGGGUCUUAUUUCAGUGUAACCAAGUGGUUUUCUUUACCU